GCUUUCGGUCAGAAGUAAUCCGACUGUGAACACACAAAACACACAACGGGAUCUCGGAAAAAGUAUUCCACCGGAAAUCUUUACUAAAUUUUCCGAUUCGCUUUCGACCAAAUCCAAAAUUCCCCUUUCGGCCAAACUGAAAGAUUGUGAGACAAAAGGGACGGUGUGUCGAAUAGCGUCUAACCUAUCUUGUGAGUGCGAGGUAUCACGCGGUUUCUGGGAAUAACAUGAGCCCUUCUGGUUAGUCGCUGGUGGUGAUUGAAGGCGAUUGCAGGCAGAGCCGUGUCCGAGUUGAAAGUUCAGAGACUUGGAAGACAGUCCGUUUAGUCGGGAGAUCGUAGAGAGACUCGCAGAACCCCCGUAACCAUGGGCAAGAAGGGAAAGGGAAAGGGAAAGAAAGGCAAGGGAAAGAAGUCUACUAUUGCUGUGGCGCCCGUCGAAGCGCCACCAUGCCCGCCAUGCCCGGAACUGCCGAAGCAGAUGCAACCGCUUGAUACCUGUCCAGAGUCCAGUGGCCCCCACGAUGUCCUCCGGGCCCAGCCGAAUCAUUAUCCGGCGCUACUUCGCAUCCCGGAAACGAUGGCGGUGGUGGGAUCGGAGAAUGGCUGCUACGACAGCAUCUGCAAGCUCCUGAGGGCCGGCUUCCGGUGUGCCGAGCGGGUCUUCGUGAUGGCCCCGUGGGGCAACUACGUUGUCUUCCGAUACCACAACAACAACGACUUCAUAUACUUCCUGUUCGAUGGAUGCACCUGCGACGUCAACAGAUUCCGCUACUUGGACCUCAGCUGCGGCACCGCUGGCUUCCUCUUCUUUGACAACAUGCACGACGUCAUCAGCUACAUCAUCCAGUCCCGCAAGACGCGGCUUUAUCUCGAGAAUCUGAACAAGAUCGCCAUCGACCAGAUAGUGGAGGAGUACGGCGCCGUCACCUACACCCAGAAGGCCAAGUGCAUGCGGUUUGCCUAAGCCCCGUCCUCCCACCCCGCCUGGCUGAUGCAGAAAUCCCAACCGGACGACAAAUCGAUACUGGACACCCCACUUUGUUCUUGCAGAAACGUGCCACAUCAGAUCUUUUCAGUAUAAAAUAAAUCAAAUAAGCUUUUCA
This is a messenger RNA of Drosophila eugracilis, 1105 nucleotides long. RefSeq lists its product as uncharacterized. Bases 367 to 966 code for a protein of 199 amino acids. The record is from RefSeq and is a predicted model, not a curated record. Lineage: Eukaryota; Metazoa; Arthropoda; Insecta; Diptera; Drosophilidae. The transcript is spliced from 2 exons.